AGAAGGCAGAAGAAAGCAAGCUUGACUGAUUCCAAUGAGAGAGAAAGGGAAGUCAGUAAAUGCAGCACUGGUCGUGGUCGGUAUCAGAUUCAUCCAUGAAAUGGUCUCCGAUCGAUUUUAUUUAGCAAGUCAGUCGUCGUCGCCCCAGCGUAUUCCACACGAAAUUCAACAGUCAUGGUAGAGUAGCAGGAAAAAAUUAGAAAGUGAUAUAUAUUUGGUAUACAAUUUGGGAGCUCGAUCGAUCGGUCGUCUCGUCUCCAUUGAGCAGCGCGGUUGUCUUCUUCCUCUUCAUUUUCUCCCUACGCAGCUCCCGGUGCAGUUUCGAGCUGUUCAUACUUGUUAUUAAGCAUGGUUCCGGUCUUUCGAUCACUCUUCAAUUACAUUAGUGUCCUCAUAUUGCCGUUGCUGUUCAUCACCGCCCGAUCAGACGAUGUCGAAUGCCUCAGAUCGAUCCGGCAUUCUUUGAAAGAUCCAUCGAACUAUUUAGCAUCAUGGGAUUUCAGCAACGGUUCCAACGGUUUUAUUUGCAAGUUUGUGGGGAUUGAAUGCUGGCACCCGGACGAGAACAGGGUGCUGAACAUCCAGCUGAGCAGUAUGGGGUUAAGUGGUAAGUUCCCGACGGGUGUUUCCAAAUGUAGGUCGAUGACGGGCCUCGAUCUUUCGGGGAACAGUCUCCGGGGGAUCAUCCCGAGCAACAUCUCGAGUAUAAUGCCUUAUAUCGUUUCGCUUGAUCUCUCGUCGAAUAACUUUUCGGGAGAGAUCCCGCGGAGCCUUGCGAAUUGUAGCUUUUUGAACGUAGUUAAACUUGAUAACAACCAAUUGUCGGGACACAUCCCUCCCGAGAUCGGUUUGCUUCAACGGAUAAAGACAUUCUCGGUGGCGAAUAACCGGCUAAAUGGACCGGUUCCGCAUUUUGUGAGCAGCGCCAUUCCGGCGGAAAGCUAUGCGGGAAAUCCCGGACUUUGUGGCGGUCCUUUGCCGGCGUGCCCGGCGAGGCCGCCGGAGAAUAAAUCAUAAGUUUGUGUUGUAAAACUUAUGGAUGGGGAAAAUAAUGUUUAGUGAAUAGGGCUUUGGUGAGAAAUAAGUGAGUAUGUUUUGUAUUUUAUAUUUGUAUAAAUACUCUUUCUAUUACUUAUCACUAAAGGAUGAACUUGGUGAUGGUGUGGAAGUGAGCUUGCAAUUGUGGAAUCAUAAAUUUAAACCUCCA
Molecule: messenger RNA, 1207 nt
Organism: Andrographis paniculata
Lineage: Eukaryota; Viridiplantae; Streptophyta; Magnoliopsida; Lamiales; Acanthaceae
Product: probably inactive leucine-rich repeat receptor-like protein kinase At5g48380
Exons: 3
Coding region: 349-1017 (222 amino acids)
Molecular function (GO): protein binding
Source: RefSeq, a predicted model, not a curated record